CUGGACAGACUUCUAUAUUCACAUUGGAAGUGAGUGAGCAGUUUCUUAACAGUCAACUACAAGAGGCAAGAGGUAGCUUAUACAAAGAAGGCUCUUGGAAAAGAACUGGAAAAUCAUCAAACAAAAAUGUACUUGUUCUCUUCCAUUUCAUAUCGAAUUCUCCACUAAAAACUGCUUAUUUUUCGGCCUAAUUCUCAGUUUCAAGAUCUCUCUGUGAAGUUUUGUGGUGGAUAUAUGGAGGAUUGUGCUGAAAAAAACUGCUCAGGAUCUAGUAGUCCAUCAUCUGUGUUGCAGCCUUAUGUGUUACAACCAGAAGAUUCAACUCCUUUUUCCUACAAGUUCAAGUUUUCGACUGAGCAUGCUGGAAUAAGGAAAGUAACUUCUGAAACAUUUAUGGCAGGAGGCUACAAAUGGGCUCUUGAUUUUUACCCAAAUGGCACGAGGCCGGGGGAUGAUCAGUACAUAUCUUUAUUCAUCACACUGGAGAGCAACACGACCGAUGUGAUUGCGCGUUUUGAGCUGAUUCUUGUUGAUCAAAGUAGGAAAGGAAAGCAUAAAAUGCAGACCAACUUCACAAUGGAAACUCCUUGCCUAAUGAAACACCAAGGAAGCCAGUGGGGAUUUAGGCGAUACAUAAAGAAAUCGCACUUGAAGAAAUCAUAUUUGAAGGAUGGUUUUCUGGUAGUGAAAUGCAGAGUUGGGGUUUUGUUCCCUGGACUUGCAGCUGUGGACUAUUUGGAGCCGAUGCAUUCGCCUAUGUUGGUAGAAGAAGUUGAAGAACUGGAGGAUGGUAAAAUUUCGGUACUGGAUUCAGCUGUGAGCAUACUUUUUGAGACAGAAUCUGGAGCUCUGUUUAAUGGAGAGCGCGACAAGUUUGAUCAAUACUUGCAUGCUGUAGAUGAGAUUCAGCAGUCCAUAAAGUUGAGGAACAUAUCAGAUUACAAGAUUAGAGGAGUUAAUUUGAUUCAGAUGGCCUCAGAAAGAUUCUUGUUGGAAUUUCAGAACAUAUUAGAAUGGUCUAUAAAUACGGUGGAAGAUGAUACUCUAUGUUGCACUGAUUGUUCAAGUUGCAUAGCUACAAGCUGUAGCUUGGAUUUACUGGAAGGAGAUCAUAUUGGCCGUGGAGCUUUGUCUUCUGAGCAAAUCUAUCGUCUUCGUUGUAUGUCAGAGAGGCUUAACUCUGCAGGACGCCUUCAAGAAUGUGUCGACAUGUACAAGAAUUUAAGGAAGUCUAUGGUGGAUGCCAGCUUUUUAAGAUUUGGCAUUGGGAACUGGCUUAAUUGUGACAUUAGGAGUUUGGCCUGGGAUGAAUUCGCAAAAAAGAUCAAAAUUUGGAUUCGAGCUGCUCAAAUGUGCUUCGUGAUCAUCAUUCCCAGGGAGAAGCAAACUUAUGAGCAAAUAUUUGAUGGUUUCGAAGAUGUCUCAUCUGAUAGUUUUCUAGUUAUAGUUGAAGAUUUUGCAAUUCAGCUCUGCAACUUUGCGGAAAUUAUCAGUUACAGUCCUGUAUUGCUGCAGAAGCUGUUUGAUGUGUUAGAUUUGUACAAAUUUUUGCUGCUUUAUUUGCCAGAUUUCAAAGCUACAUUUCAUUCUGCAUCAACAAAAUGUAUAACUUCUCAGGCUGAAAGGACUCUACAAAGGCUUGCAGAUCUGGUGAGGCAAAUUAUUUCCAACUUUGAGGAUACAGUGCUUCAUGAGCAGUCGAACACAACUAUCUCACGAGGAACAUUGCAUUCCUCGACAAGGUACACCAUGGAACGUGUCAUUGGUAUGGUGCAUUACAAUGAGUUGUUAACUGAAAUUAUUACAUCUGAGCCGACGACGAGUUUCUUAGGUUCUGAAGAAAUGCAGUAUCUGAAAGUUGGAGGCCGAAAGCCUCUGGCACGCCAUUUACUGUGGAUCAUCAUAAGCCUGAAAUAUAAUCUGAAGUCCAAAUUUAAAGAAUACAAAGAUACUCAUUUGGGCCAUUUAUUUUUGAUGAACAAUAUACACUAUAUUAUUGAGGAAAUCAAAGGGUCUUAUGAAAUGCUAGAGAUGAUCGGAGAGGAUUAUGUAACAAAGUUGAACGAAGAUGUGAUGGACGAGGCCAAGAGCUAUCUGGGAUCCUGGGACAAAGUCUUGUAUUGCUUUCGAGAUGAAGGAUUGCAGUACAGAGUUUUCUAUAGCGGCUUUUCAAGGAAUGCCUUGAAAGACAGAUUCAAGAUCUUAAAUGCCACAUUUGAGGAGAUCUUCCAGACUCAAUCCACAUGGUUUGUUCCAGAUUUGCAGCUCCUCGAGCAGCUCCACAGGUCAAUCAUAGAGAAGGUGUUGCCGGCUUACAAAUCAUUUCUUGUGCAAUUUCAAAGUGAAAGGUACAUUGAGAAAUACAUCAAGUACUCACCAGAGGAACUUCAGAAUGUGGUCUGUGACUUAUUUGGUUAGCAAGUAAAAUUGUAAAAUCUUCGCUAGUAGAUGGCAUUGUAUCAAUUGUUUGAUAUAUAGAUUCAGUUUCUUAUUGUUUA
Molecule: messenger RNA, 2498 nt
Organism: Daucus carota subsp. sativus
Lineage: Eukaryota; Viridiplantae; Streptophyta; Magnoliopsida; Apiales; Apiaceae
Product: exocyst complex component EXO70A1
Exons: 1
Coding region: 235-2418 (727 amino acids)
Biological process (GO): exocytosis
Cellular component (GO): exocyst
Molecular function (GO): phosphatidylinositol-4,5-bisphosphate binding; protein binding
Source: RefSeq, a predicted model, not a curated record